Messenger RNA from Capronia coronata CBS 617.96, 1719 nucleotides. RefSeq lists its product as uncharacterized. NCBI's taxonomy places the organism in Eukaryota, Fungi, Ascomycota, Eurotiomycetes, Chaetothyriales, Herpotrichiellaceae. Gene Ontology annotation, biological process: DNA-templated transcription. The transcript is spliced from 4 exons. Gene Ontology annotation, molecular function: DNA binding; zinc ion binding. The record is from RefSeq and is a predicted model, not a curated record. The coding region runs from base 1 to 1719 and encodes 572 amino acids.
AUGACCCAGAAUAUCCUCGUUCAGAAAGGGAUGGAUGUCCCUCAGGCGCAGAUUCAAGCUCGCAAAACAUCACACCCGCAACCGAGGCAAACAGAAGCGCAAACCCAAGGUAAACUCGUCUUCGACCGAGACAGAUCACGAUACCUGCAAGAAGGAUUCUGGGCCGCCAUGUACGACGAGAUCGGAGACCUGAAAUACACUCUCGAAUCCGAACCACGACUAUCCAAAGAUUUCUUCCUCUUUCCCAACAUCGACCACGACCGCACGCUCAGUCGAGCCCAUCCGCCCAUCUUAGAAGGCGACUUCCUAAUCCAGACCUACAUUGACAAAGUCGACCCUUUUGUCCGCAUCCUCCAUAAGCCGACGCUGCUUCGCGAUCUAAACCAUUUCCGCCGCGGCAUCCUCCCUGACGCGCACGAAUUCGAGUGCGGUCUCUUCGCCGUCUACGCGCUGGCACUGCUCCCACUGUGUUCGACCGUGGUUGAGUACCGGCUCCACGAACCCAAAGCGGCCUUGUUAUCCAAGUAUCGCAGCUACGUGGAGCACGGGCUGAGUCGGUUGAACCUGACUACCACGCAGUCAUUGUCUACGCUGAGGACGUUUGUGUUGUAUAUUACUCUAUUGUUCUGGACAGGCGAGAUGCUUCACGUGAGCACCCUCUUGGCUGUCGCAUUCACCAUAGCCCGACGCAUGGGCUUCAACCGCGACGGCACGCACUUCCCCAUUUCGCAUUGGCAGACGGAACUCCGUCGAAGGCUGUGGCACCACCUCGUGCUGCUCGAUGCAUGGUGUGUCGAGAACCACGGCUUACAACCGACAAUCCACUCAGGCGAGUCGGACGUGUGUCUGCCACUGAACUGCAACGAUUCUUCCUGGGAUACGUCCGAGUUCGCCUCGAGCCGGCCGGAUGUCCAGGCUGGAGCGUUUACCGAGAUGACGCCGGCGCUCGUGCAGUAUGAGUUGUCAGCCCUGGCGACAUUCGUGCUCGCCCACCCGUAUACACCGGCAACCUCUGUUCGAGACUACCUAGACCUGCAGUCCGAGGUGGUGCGGCAGGCGAGGCAGCGGCUGGAGAUCGCAUACCUGCGCACUCUGGACGAGGGAAAUAUUCUCCAGAGAUUGACGCGAGAUCUUCACGACCAUGCUUUCAGACGGAUAGCGUUGAUGCAGCUGGCGCCCAUUAUGAGUGCGAAAGGCCUGGACGAACGGGAGAGGGUCGGACUCGAGGCAAAGCUAUAUCAACUCGCCAUCGACUAUUGCAAGAUGUCGAACCAUCUCACGGAAUUUUAUACACCGCACAGCCUUGACUGGGUCAUUGUACGAGCCUUCUCCUGGCACUCCGUUGCGACCUUGCUGUCUAUGGUGCUACGCCAUGAAGCAUUGAGUAACAGCCUCGAAGCUCGGGCCGCAAGGUACCGUAUUGAGCGUCUGUUUCGGAAUCGACCGUCCGUUGACUUUCUCGCCGUAAACGAUAACUUGUGGCAGCCGUUGCAGAAGCUGAGGGAUGAGCUCGCGGCUAGAGAAAGCUCCGUGCUGACACCAGGGAGAUACGAGUUGUUUGGCUCCGAAGAUGCGGCAGAUGCCGUCUCGGUGACUUCAACGACCAUCGAUCCGUCAUUGUUCGGGCCGGUUGAUGAAGGUCUUCCCCAUAUCGAAGGCUGGGGAGAUGGUGCGGUGACAGACAGCUUUGUUCUCGACGCCUUUGCCGAGAAAUUCUAG